AUGACGGAUGAUAUUUUGAGGGAAAAAGUUUGCAAAAGAGCAAGAAAAAAGCUUGAAGAGAAUUGCCACUUGGAUGUUGCUCCUGGAAAGAACUAUAUUAGUUUUAGGAAGAAUGAUGUUAAUUACUAUGCUCCAAACCUCAUUUAUACCGCUGAGACAUUAAACUAUAAGUAUAAUAAUGGAUAUUUUCCAUUAUUAGUUAAAGAUGCAUUAAAGACGAAAGAUCCAAGGCAAUUAUAUCAUAAUGAAGGAGCAAAUGCUGCCAAUAAACAUGUUUCAUUUUUUUCCAAUCAUCCUCUUCUCAAGAUUUCAAUUACUGGCAAAAUUACAUUUGAGAAGACUAUUGAAACUGCUCGAAAGAAUGAACAAGGCAAUACGGUCAAUGAAUGUUUGCAUAUACUUGAGAUCGAUGAUGGCUCCUCUAGUACCAGUAUAAAAGUUCGAGUCAACCAUAUUCAAUACGCCUUUAAUCAAAUGUCAUAUAAUAGCAAUCGUAACACCCUAUUUCGAAUCGAUGGUCAUAUAGCUUUUUAUUACCUUAAGCAGACUAUGGACCUAAAUCGGGAGGUUCGUGCGGAUAACGUAACGCCGGUAUGCAAUCGAUCUGACUUUCAAAGGGAAAUUAAUUGGUGGAAAACAGCAGUUGAUGCUCGCCACAAAUAUCUUCAGAAACCUUGGGUAAUUCGAUUUGGACCUUACGAAAAUGAACUAUCAAAUAGCGAGGGAAAAAAUCAAGAUUUAACUGUACGCGAAGAUAUUGUGAUGCUUCCUGCGGAGACAACUUCUCAUGAAUCUGAAAAAGGGAUACCUGAAUCGGUUAUUUCAGAUUCAAUAUUACGGCUCCAAAAUGCAUUCUUGAAAUUUAUGAUAAAAAGGCAUAAGCACAAAACUUUGAAGAUGGAUGAUAUAUGUGCAGACGCAACAAUGCGAGCAGAAAUUCAAGGAGUACUUGAUAAUUUAUCGUUGCAUCCCGACAAUAUUGAAUUAAGAGAGAUCUAUGGACUGGUUAUUAAGAAAUUUUCAGAUAUUAGGAUGGUGAAACAGAAAUCAACUACUGAAGUAAGUAUAUUGAAAUUUUCAAGGCUUUUCUGCUACAUUAAAAACAUGAUGAAAUUUCUUACGACAAGCCAGGAAGUUGAGGUUUACAAAUUAAUCAAGAAAUUUUCAUAUUCGAACAUGAACAGACACACGUAUAAAGAUAUUCAGAAAUAUUUAAAGCAGAUCAUUCACUUUUCUAUAGAUCUUAGGAAGUUGGCCAAAGAGUUAACAGAAAAGUUUAACAUCAAAUCAGUACCCCUGGAACUUAUAAACACAAUGAUUGAGGAAUCAAUUGGCGGGGAUUACAUCACAAAAGGAGGAAUUAGGGUUCGAGAAUUUCAAGGCGCUUCCAACUUUAAAAUAGUAUUAAAGUGGAUAUCUCUUCCAAGUGAGCCAAUUUGGAAAUAUGUGCCUAAGCUAUACUUGGAUUAG
Molecule: messenger RNA, 1470 nt
Organism: Brettanomyces bruxellensis
Lineage: Eukaryota; Fungi; Ascomycota; Pichiomycetes; Pichiales; Pichiaceae
Exons: 1
Coding region: 1-1470 (489 amino acids)
Source: RefSeq, a predicted model, not a curated record